AUUUUGACUGAAAACAAUAAUACUCAACAAUUUAUCAAACAAUUAGCCGAACGCGAAGGUGUCUCGGAAGAAAAAAUUAAGGAAAUAAUUAUUGACUCCUUUCGCAAGUCCUAUUGCGAAGGAGAAAAUUCCGGAGCCGAACUACAUUUUGAGUUUGACUCGGGGUUGUCCAUUUAUCGUCUCUAUAAAAUAGUUGAAGCCAUUAAUGAACCUGAAAAAGAGAUAACUAAGGAUAACAAAUUGCUAAAAGAGGGAAAAAUAAAAGGCAAUAAUUUUUUCCUUCCCCUCGACAUUAAAAAUUUAUCUAUUUCUCUCAAUCAGGAGAUAAAAAAUCGCUUACGUAAAGAUGAAGUAAGAGAAAAGGCAACCGAGGAUAAUCCACAAAUCAUUCUAACUCGUUCAGAUGAUUUAUUUAUCCGUAAAUUGUUAGAACAGGAAAUUCCUCAAAUAAAGGCAGGAAUUAUUGCCAUUCAUGAUAUUUUGCGUCUGCCAGGGCUAGUAAGUAAAGUAAUAGUUGAGAGAGGUAAAGUGGCGAUGGAAAAGGGGUUAAGACUUGAUCCGGCUGGAACCUGUAUUGGUGAAGAAGGGGAAAAAGCCAAAUCCGUUUCCCGUCUGAUUUAUCCAGAACGAAUUGAUUUUGCCGAUUGGACAGAAGACAAAAAAAAACUACUUCCUAAAUUGCUCUCACCAGUUAAAUUAAUUAAAUUAAAUAUUAAAAAAGAAGAAGAAUGA
This is a messenger RNA of Paraglomus brasilianum, 732 nucleotides long. Lineage: Eukaryota; Fungi; Glomeromycota; Glomeromycetes; Paraglomerales; Paraglomeraceae. The record is from the annotation of a GenBank genome assembly.